CUUUCUGGAAGCAGACCCUCCUUUCUGUAGCUAUCCGAGCCCGAGCAGCGCUAACUCCCUGCCGGCGAGACUUUUCAACUUUACUCGCUCGCUGUACUGCCCCACCAUGGCUGCCGUUAAAGCGCUGAACCCUAAAGCCGAGGUGGCCAGAGCGCAGGCCGCCCUGGCGGUUAACAUCAGUGCCGCCCGGGGUCUUCAGGACGUGCUGAGGAGCAAUCUGGGACCGAAGGGAACCAUGAAAAUGUUGGUAUCUGGUGCAGGAGACAUAAAGCUGACCAAAGAUGGAAAUGUCCUGUUACACGAGAUGCAAAUUCAACACCCAACAGCGUCACUUAUUGCUAAAGUAGCCACGGCGCAGGAUGACAUCACAGGGGACGGCACCACCUCCAACGUCCUCAUCAUUGGUGAGCUGCUGAAGCAGGCUGAUCUCUACGUCUCAGAGGGCCUUCAUCCAAGAAUAAUCGCUGAAGGCUUCGAGGCAGCCAAAGAGAAAGCCCUGGCUGUUCUGGAGGAAGUGAAAGUGACUCGGGAAAUGGACAGAGAAACGCUCGUCAAUGUCGCCCGGACUUCUCUGAGGACCAAGGUCCACACUGAGCUGGCAGACCUGCUUACUGAGGCUGUGGUGGAUGCUGUGCUCGCCAUCUCCAAACCCAACGAACCCAUCGACCUGUACAUGGUCGAAAUCAUGGAGAUGAAGCACAAGACUGAGAGCGACACACAACUGAUCAAAGGUUUGGUUCUGGAUCACGGCGCCAGACAUCCAGACAUGAAGAAGAGGGUGGAGGACGCCUACGUUCUGACCUGCAACGUCUCUCUGGAGUACGAAAAAACGGAGGUCAACUCUGGCUUCUUCUACAAGAGCGCCGGGGAGCGGGAGAAGCUGGUGGCCGCAGAGAGGAAGUUCAUCGAGGAGCGCGUGCAGAAGAUCAUCGCCCUGAAGAAGAAAGUCUGUCCCAGCGACGACAAAGGCUUCGUCGUCAUCAACCAGAAGGGUAUCGAUCCGUUCUCCCUGGACGCUCUGGCCAAGGAGGGAAUCGUCGCUCUGCGCAGAGCAAAGAGGAGGAACAUGGAGAGGCUCACUCUCGCCUGCGGCGGCAUCGCUAUGAACUCCGUGGAUGACCUCACACCUGAGUGUUUGGGUAACGCCGGGCUGGUUUAUGAACACACACUAGGGGAAGAGAAGUACACGUUCAUUGAGAAGUGCGGGAACCCUCGGUCCGUCACGCUGCUGGUGAAAGGUCCGAACAAACACACCCUGACGCAGAUCAAAGACGCCGUGAGGGACGGCCUGCGGGCCGUCAAGAACGCCAUCGAAGACGGUUGCGUUGUGUCCGGCGCCGGUGCGUUUGAAGUCGCUGUGGCGGACGCUCUGGUGAAACACAAGCCCAACGUGAAAGGCCGAGCCCAGCUGGGGGUCCAGGCCUUUGCAGAUGCUCUUCUCGUCAUCCCCAAGGUUUUGGCCCAGAACUCAGGCUACGACUCUCAGGAGACUCUGCUGAAGUUGCAGACGGAGUAUAAAGAAUCUGGUCAGCUGGUCGGAGUCGACCUCAGCACCGGGGAGCCGAUGGUGGCCGGGGAGGCCGGAGUUUGGGACAACUACAGUGUGAAAAAGCAGCUUCUCCAUUCCUGCACGGUGAUCGCCAGCAACAUCCUGCUGGUCGAUGAGAUCAUGCGAGCCGGCCUGUCUUCUCUGAAAGGUUAAGCAAGAGCAGCAGCGUUUGUCCUCCAGUGAUAGUCGUUUACCUGACGGUUCAGUCAACACCACCCAGCUCUCGGCACUCUGAAGCUCCCCAGUCGAUGGCAAACCUGCGGCGGCCAUCUUAGCAUCAGAAAUUAUCGUUCACCUGCUCAUGUUUUCAUGAUUUGUGCCCCUCUCUGGAACGAUUGGUUUAUUUAUGCGAUUUUUGUUAAAAAGCACUGAUCUGCAGUUCUGUUUCUACCCAUUAAAAAGUUCUUGGCUUGCAA
This is a messenger RNA of Poeciliopsis prolifica (blackstripe livebearer), 1965 nucleotides long. It is a transcript of the gene cct6a, whose product is annotated as chaperonin containing TCP1, subunit 6A (zeta 1). The transcript is spliced from 13 exons. NCBI's taxonomy places the organism in Eukaryota, Metazoa, Chordata, Actinopteri, Cyprinodontiformes, Poeciliidae. The record is from RefSeq and is a predicted model, not a curated record. The coding region runs from base 107 to 1702 and encodes 531 amino acids. Gene Ontology annotation, cellular component: chaperonin-containing T-complex. Gene Ontology annotation, biological process: protein folding. Gene Ontology annotation, molecular function: ATP hydrolysis activity; ATP binding; ATP-dependent protein folding chaperone.